CGCUGCCACCGUUAUAAAGACUUGUUUUUAAGACGUUGAAUUGAACAAGCGCGCAUCAGAGCGCCAAAGACAUCUUGAGGUAUUUUUUCAUACAUUUUCAACAGGUGCAAAUCCUCAAGGCUAAAACGAGAUUAAUAAUUUAUCAAUUGGCCAUUUGGAUUGUAAGGUAUUUUCUCAGCAGUAUAUCAGAUCAAGGCUGUUGUCUGGUGGUAUAGGGGUGAGCUUUAGCCAUCGGAGCGGAGGGAGGACCAUGCUGUCUCUAAGCUGUGCAGACCCCUGGCCCGAGGGCUCGGUGGGGCUGGAGGAAGAAGUGGUGACUGCCGCUGCUCAUUCUGAGGAGCUGGACCUGGACGACAGCUCAGCAGGCUCCAGCAGCACUGGGGGCUCUGACAACCUGGAUGACAGCCUGACCAGCCUGCAGUGGCUGCAGGAGUUCUCUAUUCUCAAUGCCAAUGGGCCUCAACAGGCUCCUCUCUCCACUCACCACCAGCCUCACUUCUUCGGCCAUCAGCAGCUGGGCUCUGAGGCUCCCGCUUCCCCUCUGGCUGGUGACCCUGCAUCCAUAGGCAUGCCCCUCACCCCAGGCAAGCCCACAGCAGCAGCAUAUUGUAGGAUGCAGUCCCUGUCAGCCCUCCCUAGCCUGGUGGCCCAUGGUCACUGCCCCGAUGAGGUGGACUACAAGACAAACCCUCAUAUCAAACCCCCUUACUCCUAUGCCACACUCAUCUGUAUGGCCAUGCAGGCCAGCAAGAAGACCAAGAUCACCCUCUCCUGCAUCUACAAGUGGAUCACUGACAACUUCUGCUACUUCCGCCAUGCUGACCCCACCUGGCAGAACUCCAUCCGGCACAACCUGUCUCUGAACAAGUGUUUCAUCAAGGUUCCGCGGCAAAAGGACGAGCCAGGGAAGGGGGGCUUCUGGAAGAUUGAUCCCCAGUACGCAGAGCGCCUCCUCAACGGGGCCUACAAGAAGAGGCGGAUGCCCCCUGUCCAGAUCAACCCUGCCCUGCAGAACAGGCUUAGGGCCAACCCCCAACCCCUGCCCAGGGGCCUCUGUAACUCCACAGGCAGCCAGAGUGGGCUAUGUGUCAAUCCAGAGGCUCAGCAGCUCCUCAGAGAGUUUGAAGAGGCCACUGGAGCCGACCAGAACUGGGACCCCUGUCUGGGCGAAGGCACCAUGCUGGGGGCAUGGCCCAUAAGAAAGGGAGGGCCUGGACACAAGAGGAAACACCCACUGGGCUCCAGGACUGCCAUGGUCAAAGUCCCCCGGCACUCCAGCUCUCCUUUGCUGUCUUUGGAGGAGUAUAGGGAACUGGGCUCCCUGAAGGGGAACUUUGACUGGGACGCCCUCCUGGAUUCUGCACUGAGUGGGGAGCUGAGUCUGGACGGAGGAGGUCCACUGAGCCCCAUCCCCCAGGAGGAGGACCUGAUGGUGCGGGGCACCCACAUCUGCCCCCUUGAGGCCCCCGCGGGGACAGCAGGCAGCAGCCACGUGCUGGCGGAGACCCAGAGGAGCAGCGGAGCAGACUUUGAGGAGACGUUCCUGGCCACAGCAUUCCUGCAGAGCCCCUGGCCAGAGGAAGAGGAGCAGGGAUCUACCAACUUCCUGUGCAGCUCCACAGUCAACCUGGAGCAGCUCUUUGACCUGGGAGAUUCCCUCGGUGGUGACCUCAGCAGUAAGAUAGAGUAUCUUCUCUAAAGACAUGUUCACCAAUUCUUUGGCCUCCAAGACUCUUUGACUAUACUGUGAUGAUGACACUACUAGAUUAUUGUUUAAAAAGAGAGGCACCACAUGAACUAAAUGGACCUUUUACACAUGCAUGUGUUUAAGAUUUCUAGAUGAUGUUUUUUGAAAUUGGUACAAUAAUGGAUGACAUCAUUAAUGCCUACAGAGCAAAAAUGCCACAAUGAACUGCAGUAUUCCAAACGAUUACUGGACAAAAACUAUAUCAAACCUACUGUUGGGACCAUGACAUUGGAUAAUAGACAUUAUCAAUAAGACUUCGCUCACAGAGAAACAAAAUAUUCCUGUCUGAGGACAGGAAAACCACCAAUAUGUCUUUGUUUACAUUCUGAAUAUAUAUGUGGUAUUGAAUGGAUUGCAGGUUGACGUGGAUAGAGGAAUUGUCAUGCAGGCACAAGGUGAGCAACAGAACAUUGGAAUCAACAUUUUAGAAAUGUAAUUUUUUUUAGCAUUAGAUGAAAUUACAAAGUAAUUACUGUACUCUUUGAAAGUUAUGGACAGUUUUGAGAUGCAAGGCCAACAGCUAAUGAUGAGUUGAGGUGUUGUACCUGACAGUGAUGCAACGUUUUAGCUGCUUAAGAAUAGGUGGUUUAGCAUGCUGAAUAUUUCAUAAAGGUUUAGAUGAAUCCACCUCACAGGGAAUACUAUUAUUUGUUGUGAAGAUCUCUUAUUAUUGUUUAGGAAUUAAAAUGAUCACAACAUCAGACUUCAGGAAUUUCGGUCCUGUACUGAAUUUUCUACUGAAAUGCUGAAUGUCUGACUUUUAACGCUCUGUGGAUACAUUUGGAUGAAAUUCUGAAACUAGUGUCUAUUUUAUAUCAAUAUACAAUAUCUGUAACUGAAGUGAAAGGAAUACUAUGAUGAUCAAUGAAGAGAUAUUUGCCAAAUUACUACUAAUUAGAAGAGUUUUUAGACUUAAAAUUGUUUUAUGUGUGGGGUUUUCUGUAAUGACUACUUUCUGAAUGCAUUCUUUGAAUAAUGAUCUUUUCACUUUAACUAAAUGUAUGCAGAACAAUUUUAAACGGGUUGUUUUUAGCAAGCUUAGGAUUGUCAUAUUAUCAGCAGAGAGUGUAAAUUUAUAUUUAAUAAUCAUUAAUUCAACUAAUUUCAGUGAGUUAACCAGUUACAGAGAGCAGUAGAGGACAGAUCUGGAUGUCGUAAAGACAAGUUCAUUCCAAUGCAGAAUAGCUCAAGGCAAGCUUCUCCUUUGCAAUGGUUUCAGUGGCUUGUCAAUGAAUACCCGACCUUCAGGUUAGAUGUGCAAAGAACAACACUUGGAAACAGAAGACCGGCAGUGUUUUCACCAAGGAAAGCUGAUGGAGGCCUUUUGGUCAACAGGAGGAGACAAUGCAAAAAUGAUGACAUAAACAAGCAGGAAUUACAUGAACAAAUGUUGAGUCAUGAGAUACUCUCUUGUUUUGUUUCAAGUCGACCUUUACCUGGAAAUUGCUUUGUCUUUCCUCUGGUCUUACUAAACCCAAUCACAUGGUUUCAAGACAUGAGUGAGUGAGUCUUAAAGGUUGAUUUAUGGCACAAAAAACAGUCAAUUUUGAAACAGACAUGGGGUGUACCUUUGGUGGUUCGUCGAAGUGUCAUUCUGGUCAUGCAUGCCGCGACCGACGUAGUUUGUUAGCUAAGAUAGCCACUUUAGCUAGCCAGUGACUCCUCCAGUGUGUUGAUGUCAUUUCACAGGAGUUGUGUUUGGAAAGAAGCUGUAGAGAUCGGUAAGAAAUGGCCCUUCUGUAGCCAAAUAUCUUAUUCAUAAAUUGUGGUUGUGUUUUUAAGCAUUAAAUGACCUAGUAAAUGGUGCAUUGAUCAGUUAUACAGUUUAAAGCCGCUAUUUUUGUGUUUUUGCCCAAAGUUGACCUUUAACAUGUAUAUUAAAAUGUGCUAAUAGUCGUUAUCUUGCAGAAUAACUACUCCUGGUUUAUUAGUGUUGUAAAUCCACCAUGAAGUCUGAAAGUGCAAUCAAUGUACAGUGAGUGAUACUUGGUCUAUUUUACAUUACAUUGAAGGGUAGUAAUGCAGUUUACUUAGUCAGACCCAGUUCAUGGUUUAAUGUGUGGUACGGUAUGAAUACAUUCUGAUGGAAGGAAACUCCUCCUUUAAAAGUGAAUUAACUACUAUAUUUUGUCAGUUGUGUAUUAGCUCUUCCAAAACACUUGUCAUCCAAGUUGACCCUAUUGGCAUCAUACCUCAAGAUUUAUUUUUUAUUUUUUAUGAAGAUGUGCAUUCAUUCUCUGUUUAUUUUUCUGUUUUUCCUUGACAAUAAAAAAAACCUUCAAACUUGAAU
Oncorhynchus tshawytscha (Chinook salmon) is the source of this 4037-nucleotide messenger RNA. RefSeq names its product forkhead box protein J1-A-like. The record is from RefSeq and is a predicted model, not a curated record. Lineage: Eukaryota; Metazoa; Chordata; Actinopteri; Salmoniformes; Salmonidae. The coding region runs from base 251 to 1699 and encodes 482 amino acids. Gene Ontology annotation, biological process: regulation of DNA-templated transcription. The transcript has 3 exons. Gene Ontology annotation, molecular function: sequence-specific DNA binding; DNA-binding transcription factor activity.